ACGGAGGAGCGGUGAGGAGCUGUCUGUGCGUGUGUCUGAGGUGUUGGACCAGCUUGGCUACAGUCAGUCCAUGGUUCAACUCAGACGGAAGGCUUGUAGAGAGUUGGAUGUGAAAUUGUACAGACACGAUCAUCACAUAACCAGAAUAGUCGCAGGCAGUAAAGGUGAGGGAUUUACUACAACGUUUGAGAGUGACACUGAUAUUGUGAUGCUAUACAACUACGCCGUGUGUAAAACACCAGGAGAUGAUUCCUUGACAUUUCCCAAUACCCACUUUAAGUUUACUAUGGACAGUGAACACUGCCACCCUGGACAUUUCAAACUGGAACUGACACAUACGGGUACAACUGAAGAUUCAAACAUUCAGCAGGCCCUUUUUGUCCAUGACAAUGGCAAAACAUAUGUCUCUAGUGAAAAGUACAGAACAACUUUCAUUAAAGAUAAAACGCAGGAAACAGUUUCUGGACCUGCUAUCACAGGGUGUAAUGCAUUUCAAAGUUGGGACAAUGUUAAUGCAUUCCGCUGUACCAGUCAACAACCGCUGCUAUCGCAGUGGAUGAGCAGACCAAGACAUCACAAUUGGCCAAAUCCUGACCUGAUAAAAGAGGUUUCCAAACUGGAGGCCCAAAUGGUCCCUGUGGGCUGUAAAAGUAGUGAACAUAAAGACAAUGAGUGGAGGGUCUGUUUUAUACUCAGUGAGCAAAGGCUUACUGACAGCUGGAAUAAGAACCAAUACAGAAUAUACAUAUUGCUCAAGUUGAUAAAGAAAUCCCUGCUAAAACCAAUAUCUGAUGAGAUAUCAUCGUACCUAAUGAAAAAUAUCAUGUUAUGGUUCACAGAGCAGAAUCCAGCUAAGAUAUUCAAGAAAAUAUAUUUACUUCAAAAUGUCAUAUCAUGCCUGAAAAGUUUGCAGGAUGCCAUAAAAUCCAACGAUCUCCCCUACUACAUGAUCCCUGACAGAAACUUGCUGACAGGCAGAAUCAACCCAGAACAACAAAGACAGCUGAUUGAGAAGCUAGAAGAAUUGAUAGAGGAAGGUCCCAGUGUGAUACUGAGAUGCCCAAAAGUGUGUGCAGCGCUGCAAAUGUCUCUGGUUGAGCUGACAAAGAAGGGUUGCUGGAAGGACAAAAUAGAGAAGCUGUAUCUGGAGAGGAUGAACAUAAGGCUGUCAUACUGGAGUCCUGGUAUGACGUAUGAUGAUGUAAUUCAGCUGGCCAAGAAAAAUCCACAGUACAACAGUUUGUAUGUCAGGAUAAAUGAUAUAGUCUGGCCUCAGUGGAGGGAGUACGAUGGAAGUGAUAAGUCGAAUGUAAUCGACAGGAAAUUUUUUGAUGCCCUACCAUAG
Mya arenaria is the source of this 1345-nucleotide messenger RNA. RefSeq lists its product as uncharacterized. NCBI's taxonomy places the organism in Eukaryota, Metazoa, Mollusca, Bivalvia, Myida, Myidae. The transcript has a single exon. The coding region runs from base 71 to 1345 and encodes 424 amino acids. The record is from RefSeq and is a predicted model, not a curated record.